AUGGAACCUAGUACUAGUAGCAACCCUACAGAUACCUCAAAUUUUGUGGAAAUAACAAUGGAUGUACAUGAGGUUGUUCCACCACCACAUAUGAGCACUGUAAAAAGAGUCAAAACCAAAUUCAAGGAAACAUUUUUCCCUGAUGAUCCUAUACGCCAAUUUAAAGGACAACCACUUAAUAAAAAGUUCAUCCUUGGAGCUCAAUAUUUUUUCCCUAUUCUCCAAUGGUUACCUAAUUACAGUUUCGAACUCUUUAAAUGUGACCUUAUCGCCGGCCUCACCAUUGCUAGCUUGGCUAUCCCACAGGGAAUUAGUUAUGCUAAGCUUGCAAGUCUUCCUCCAAUUAUAGGACUAUAUUCCAGUUUUGUUCCACCACUAGUUUAUGUUGUUCUUGGAAGUUCAAGGGAUCUUGCUGUAGGACCUGUUUCUAUUGCCUCUCUUGUUUUGGGAUCUAUGCUUGCAGAGGAAGUAUCUCCUAAAACACAACUUGCUCUUUUUAUUCAAUUAGCUUUUACAUCAACUUUUUUUGCUGGUAUUUUUCAAGCCGCUCUUGGAAUUCUAAGGCUAGGAUUUAUUAUUGAUUUUCUAUCUAAGGCGAUUCUGAUUGGGUUUAUGGCUGGAGCUGCUAUAAUUGUGUCUCUGCAACAGCUAAAGAGUUUACUUGGAAUCACACAUUUUACUAAAGAGAUGAGCAUUAUUCCUGUCAUGCGUUCUGUUUUUGACCAUAUUGACGAGUGGUCAUGGGAAACAAUAGUUAUGGGGGUUUUCUUCUUGGGGAUACUUUUGCUUGCAAGACAUAUUACCAUAAAGAAACCAGAACUAUUUUGGGUAUCAGCCGGAGCUCCUCUUGCCUGUGUCAUCAUUUCUACCAUCCUCAGUUUUGUAAUCAAGGGUGAACAUCAUGGCAUUAGUAUAAUUGGGAAAUUGGAACAAGGAAUAAAUCCUAUUACAGCCAAGAUGUUGCUUUUUCAUGGAAAUUAUCUUGGUCUAACCAUCAAAACCGGGAUCGUCACUGGAAUUUUAUCACUCACUGAAGGAAUUGCAGUUGGAAGAACAUUUGCCGCUCUUAGAAACUACAAAGUUGACGGAAAUAAAGAAAUGAUAGCAAUUGGGCUAAUGAAUGUGGUUGGCUCUACUACAUCUUGCUAUGUCACAACAGGAUCUUUUUCUCGAUCGGCUGUGAAUCAUAACGCGGGUGCAAGAACAGUGAUGUCAAACGUAGUAAUGUCCAUGACAGUCAUGGUGACACUUCUAUUUCUUAUGCCAUUGUUUCGGUACACGCCUAAUGUUGUAUUGGGUGCAAUCAUAAUAACAGCAGUAAUUGGCCUCAUUGAUAUCUCUGCUGCUUAUCUCAUUUGGAAGAUCGAUAAAUUCGAUUUCAUUGUGUUGUUGACGGCAUUCUUUGGUGUUAUCUUCCUCUCUGUCCAAUACGGUCUCGCUCUUGCGGUCGGAUUGUCAAUUUUUAGGAUCUUACUGCAAAUUACAAGGCCUAAGACAGUGAUGUUGGGGAACAUACCGGAGACAAACAUAUAUAGAGAUCUUCACCACUAUAAAGAAGCUAUAAGAGUACCUGGUUUUCUUAUUCUAAGUAUAGAAGCUCCAAUCAAUUUUGCUAACAUAACGUAUCUUCAUGAGAGGAUAUUGCGAUGGAUAGAAGAAGAAGAAGAAGAAGAAGAAGAAGAGGAUACCAGAACAGAAAACUUUGGCCUUCGAUAUGUUAUUUUGGAAAUGUCAGCUGUUGGUUCCAUAGACACAAGUGGAGUUUCACUUUUCAAGGAGUUAAAAGUAGCAUUAAAAAUGAAGGGUGUCGAGCUUGUAUUGGUGAAUCCUCUUGCCGAGGUUAUUGCAAAGCUGAAAAAAGAUGAUGAAGCUAAUGAUUUUAUAAGAGCUGAUUACCUUUUCUUGACAGUUGGAGAGGCUGUAGCUGCACUUUUAUCAACAAUGAGGAGUCAAUCACCAAGCAUGGAUGAAGUGUUACAUACAAUUGUGACUGAGUGAAUAUAUAUAUAUUCUUUAUAAAGAAGUAGCAUCAACAAAAUAGAAUAGAGUAGAUUUUUGUAUAGAUAGAAUUGAAUAUAUAUUCUUAUAGUUUAGAAAAUAUAGUUCCACUAGACAUCUUGUAGACUUAAAAUGUACAUGUGUUUUGAGCACAUAUGGCUCAACAAAACUACUUGUGAGGAUAUCAAGUUUAUGUAUAUAGAUAGAUAGUUAGAUAAUAUAUAAAAUCUUCUA
This is a messenger RNA of Trifolium pratense (red clover), 2232 nucleotides long. RefSeq names its product probable sulfate transporter 3.3. Gene Ontology annotation, cellular component: membrane. The record is from RefSeq and is a predicted model, not a curated record. The coding region runs from base 1 to 1998 and encodes 665 amino acids. NCBI's taxonomy places the organism in Eukaryota, Viridiplantae, Streptophyta, Magnoliopsida, Fabales, Fabaceae. Gene Ontology annotation, biological process: transmembrane transport. The transcript is spliced from 13 exons. Gene Ontology annotation, molecular function: secondary active sulfate transmembrane transporter activity.